AUGGCUCGUGGCGACUGUAACGCCAUGCCAAAGGGGAGCGGCAUAUACUCGGGAGGAGAGGGUCUGCGCUGCAGGAACGACAGCUGCGCAGCCCUGGGACUCCAGGCGGUGCUUGUGGAGGCAAUGCCCAGCCAAGGCCGUAUGAAGCAGCAGGAGUCGUGGUAUGAAUACCGGCUUAUCAAGGAAUUGGAGACAUUGCGAGGCCCACCGGCUAAAAUAUAUGUUGAUAAAGAGGCAACACCAAUGUUCUUUAAGGCAGGACCUGUGCCUUAUGCUAUGAAACCGAAGGUGGAGGCUGAGCUGGACCGCCUCUUGAGAGACAAAAUAAUUGAACCAGUGAAAUUCUCUAAGUGGGCAGCUCUUUUUGCAAAGCUCUCAGAAGGGGCAAAAUUCAGCAAAAUGGACAUGAGUCAUGCCUAUCAACAGGUAAUAUUGGAUGAGGAAUCAAAAAAGUAUGUAACUAUAAACACACACAAAGGGUUAUUUACUGUAAACCGUCUUCCAUUCGGGGUUUCAUCCAGUCCAGCUAUCUUUCAGAGAAUUAUGGAGGGUUUGCUGCAGGGAAUUUCCCAUGUAGCCAUUUACCUGGACGACAUCCUGGUGACGGGCAAGAAUGAUCAGGAGCACCUGCAGACGCUAAGCAAGGUACUUCAGAGAGUGGAGGAGGAAGGCCUACGGCUAAAGAGAAGUAAGUGUACCUUUCUGGGAGGUGAGGCUGAGUUUCUGGGUAACAAAGUGGAUGCCACAGGACCACACCCACUUAAGAACAAGGUACAGGCUAUCCAAAAUGCACCUGCACCUACCAACAUAACAGAGCUUAAGGCUUACUUAGGACUGUUGAACUAUUAUAACAGGUGCAGUACUUUCACACCUCAUGCCGGAUGGGUGGGAGAGACCUAUAGGUUUUAUGUCAAGAACACUCACAUCAGCUGA
This is a messenger RNA of Acipenser ruthenus (sterlet), 933 nucleotides long. RefSeq lists its product as uncharacterized. The record is from RefSeq and is a predicted model, not a curated record. NCBI's taxonomy places the organism in Eukaryota, Metazoa, Chordata, Actinopteri, Acipenseriformes, Acipenseridae. The coding region runs from base 1 to 933 and encodes 310 amino acids. The transcript is spliced from 3 exons.